Molecule: messenger RNA, 1674 nt
Organism: Plenodomus lingam JN3
Lineage: Eukaryota; Fungi; Ascomycota; Dothideomycetes; Pleosporales; Leptosphaeriaceae
Cellular component (GO): cytoplasm
Molecular function (GO): phosphoprotein phosphatase activity
Source: RefSeq, a predicted model, not a curated record
AUGACGCGCCGCAUAGUGCGAACGAGCAUUCAGCUCCUCGGCCUCAUCACUGUCGCCUCGCUAGUCGUCUUCGUCCUCGACAACCGCUAUCGCGUACUCCCUCAGUCGGUCCACAACCACCUGCCACUGCACCACGAGGGCCUCGUCAUCACCGACAUCACCAUUCAGACAUGCUCGACACUCAACCCGCUCUCCAAAUGCAUGCUCGACCAGAAGAAGUGGCAUCGCGUGGAGAAAGACCUGUACCUGGGCUCAGGAUGGGUAUCUAGCGCAUACGUGCAUAUCAAGCGCAAGCGAGAGGAGGAGCUCGAUCCGGAAGACAAGGUCGUCAUCGAUGUGCGGACGGGGAAGCUAGAUCCCUCGGUGGGAGAGAAGACACAGGCAGCAGAGAGGUGGGAGUCUCGACCGGCAGGCGUCUGGAUCAAGCGUUCACUGAAGCGCCACGCAAGCGACUCGAAGAUGGCAGUGACGGCUGUGGACGCACUCUUUGGACCGGAUGCUGCCGAGCCACGUCCUGGCUGGCAACUGGUGAAAAAUGGAGCACUGCACUUGGACUCUGGAAAGGACAACAGGGAGCCAAGACUAAGCAUACGACGAGGCCCGCCGCCGAAACACGAAAGACCCGUGCCCAAGAUCAACAAGGAUGGAAAAUACAAAAUUAUGCAGAUAUCCGACCUGCAUCUCAGUACAGGAGUGGGAGUGUGUAGAGACGCAGAGCCCAAGGACGCCAACGGAGGGCACUGUGACGCGGAUCCGAGAACCUUGGAGUUUGUCGAGAGGGUCCUUGAUGAUGAGAAGCCAGACUUUGUUGUGCUCUCUGGUGAUCAGGUGAAUGGAGACACAGCACCCGAUGUCCAGAGUGCCAUGUUCAAGAUCAUUGAACCCCUUGCCGAGCGCAAAAUUCCCUAUGCCGCCAUAUUCGGCAACCAUGACGACGAAGGCACCCUCUCGCGCCAUGCACAAAUGGGCCUCUACGAAUCUCUUCCUUACUCUCUUAGCGAGGCUGGCCCCAACACUAUCGAAGGCGUUGGCAACUACUUUGUUGAGAUACAGGCUCACAGCAGUAAGCACUCGGCCCUAACCCUUUACUUCCUGGACACACACUCGUACUCGCCUGAUGAAACACAUUACCGUGGCUACGACUGGCUCAAAGUCAAUCAAAUCAACUGGUUCAAGACUACCGCCGAGAGCCUAAAGGAUGCGCACAGCCAUUACACACACAAGCAUCUCAACAUGGCAUUCAUCCACAUCCCGCUCCCCGAAUACGGCAACCCAGACAACGACCGCGUGGGCAACUGGACGGAACCCAUCACCGCUCCGGCAUUCAAUACGCACUUCAAAGACGCGCUCGUCGAGUUCGAUGUCAGCGCGGUCUCGUGCGGCCACGACCACGUCAAUGACUACUGUGCGCUUUCCAAGGACCCGUCCUCUGGUGACCCGGAGAUCUGGAUGUGCUAUGCUGGCGGCAGUGGAUUUGGCGGGUACGGCGGAUACAACCAUUAUCAUCGCAGACUGAGGGUCUUUGAGAUUGACACGAACCAAGCGCGCAUUUCGACGUGGAAGAGGCUGGAAUACGGCGAUACGGAGAAGAGGGUGGAUGAGCAGAUUAUUGUGGAUUCGGGCAGGGUCAUGCCGUUGCAGAGUGCGAAUCAGCGGCCGGAGGGAGAAGGGUGA